This is a messenger RNA of Benincasa hispida (wax gourd), 873 nucleotides long. Lineage: Eukaryota; Viridiplantae; Streptophyta; Magnoliopsida; Cucurbitales; Cucurbitaceae. The record is from RefSeq and is a predicted model, not a curated record.
AUGGACAAUUGGGCUGUUAAACACCAUAUCAACGUCUACAAAUCACCCAAAAACUGUUCUCUUGAACAUGGCCAACUACGUUGGCGUGAGCUUCUCUUUGACAAUCUUGUUUGCAUUAGCAAUGUGGGCCAAGCUGCUAGUUACCUCGACCGAGACUUCGUCAACUAUGUGGUCCUCGGAAAUGAGAAGCAUUUCAAGGGUCCAAGUCUUUCAUCUGGAGAAAUGCCAGAGGGUAAAUUCUACCCUUUGAUAAAUGCUGUAGAAGCAAAAGCUGUCAAUGCCUCUGAUAACCUUGCUCCUGCAGCUAUCAAAUCUGCUAUCAUGACUACAGCCAACACAAGAGACAGCACCAUGCAUCCAAUAUUGGACUUUACCAACGUAGAGGCAACCCCAUUUGAUUAUGGUGCAGGACAAGUUAACCCUAACGAUGCAAUAGACCCCGGUCUCGUUUACGAUACGACCAUUGAUGACUGUUUGAACUUCUUGUGUGCUCGGGGCUAUAACAACACCCAACUCAAGAAAUUUUCUAACAAACCAUUUGUUUGCGCCAAAUCAUUCGCAAUCAUAGAUCUCAACUAUCCAUCGAUCUCAAUACCGAAGUUGACGAUCGAUGGCCCCGUGACGAUCAAUAGAAGAGUUAAAAAUGUGGGAAGCCCAGGAACGUAUGUGGCACAUGUGAAGGUGCCUGAGGGAAUUGCGGUUUCGGUCGAGCCGAAUACGUUGCAAUUUAACAAUGUGGGUGAAGAGAAGGCUUUUAAGGUUGUAUUUCGACACAUAGGACAAGGACAACAUCAAGGCUAUGUGUUUGGGACAUUAAUAUGGUCAGAUGGGAAGCAUUUCCUCAGAAGUCCAAUUGCAAUGAAAUUGGGAUGA